Molecule: messenger RNA, 2140 nt
Organism: Zeugodacus cucurbitae (melon fly)
Lineage: Eukaryota; Metazoa; Arthropoda; Insecta; Diptera; Tephritidae
Gene: twf
Product: twinfilin
Exons: 4
Coding region: 132-1163 (343 amino acids)
Biological process (GO): barbed-end actin filament capping; regulation of lamellipodium assembly; positive regulation of neuron projection development
Cellular component (GO): actin filament; myofibril; cytoplasm
Molecular function (GO): actin monomer binding; actin filament binding
Source: RefSeq, a predicted model, not a curated record
AAAAUUAAAAAGGAAUUUGUUUGAGUAAAGAUGCAGCACUGAUAGCAGUAAACAUUUUUGUUGGUGUGUUGGAGUGAGUAAUUUAUAUCCAGAUAUCGCUGAAAAUUGAAAAGUUAGCCAAAAAUAGAAAAAUGUCGCAUCAAACUGGAAUAAAAGCUAAUGAAAAACUCACAAAAGUUUUUGCGAAAAGCAAAAAUGGAAAGCUACGUGUGAUAAAGGUGUCAAUUGAAAAUGAGGAACUAAAUUGCACUGCUACAGUAGAUGUGAAGAAAGACUGGGAGCGGGACUAUGACAAAUUGAUAGGACCAUUAAUAGAAGAAAAUGUCCCAUGUUACAUUCUCUAUCGUUUGGAUAGUAAAACAUCGCUGGGAUAUGCAUGGCUCCUCCUCAGCUGGGUACCAGAUACGGCCACAAUACGACAAAAGAUGGUUUACGCUUCUACAAAAGCAACACUUAAGAAUGAAUUUGGUUCCGCACAUAUAACAGAGGAGAUACAUGCCACCUCAAUAGAAGAAACCACUUUUGAAGGAUAUGUAAGACAUAAACAAGACUUUGCAGCACCAGCGCCUCUAACAACACGCGAAGAAGAGCUUGUGGAAUUGCGCAAAACUGAAAUCAACACCGAUAUCAAUACCGAUACACGACACCAAACUUUAGGUGGUGUUGCGUGUCCUUUGACUGACGCUACUAUAGGCGCUGUAAAAGAUUUGCUCCGUGGUUCAUAUGACUAUCUACAAUUUCAUAUCGAUCUGGAAGCAGAACGCAUACAUGUGUCAAAAGCAGCAGUGGUGCCAUUGAUUGAUUUGCCUCGUCAAAUACCAACUGAACAUGCUCGCUAUCAUUUAUACCUCUUCAAGCAUACUCAUGAAGGUGACUAUCAGGAGGCAUUUAUUUUCAUUUAUUCUAUGCCUGGUUACACAUGUUCAGUGCGUGAACGCAUGAUGUACUCUAGCUGCAAAGCACCAUUUUUAGAUAAUCUGAAUGCACUAGGUGUUAGUGUGGUGAAAAAGUUGGAAAUUGAUAGCGGUGCAGAAUUGACUGAGGAGUUUCUGCUCGAAGAACUCCAUCCUAGAAAACUUGCCAGCAGACCCGCGUUUGCCAAACCGAAAGGCCCACCGAAUCGCGGUGCAAAACGUUUGACUCGUCCGCAGGAGCAAUCCUAAGGAGAGUCAUUUCAUGAAGAACUACGCUGCAAUUUUACCUCGCAGCAAUAUGACUAAUGCUUUCCUUAUUCUUCCAUGAUAAACUCGCAUUGAAUUAGGAUUCAAAAACUGAACUUUAAGCAUUUUCAAAAUAUACACAAAAAAAUAUGAGAGCUGGAUUAUUGUAUUACAUAAAUUAAUUGUAAUAUUUGUGCAAUAUUCCUAUUCCAACGCUUCAAUGUAUGUUAUUUCAUGCAUACAUACUAAUACAUGCAUUUCCAUGUCUUAUUGAUUUGCUUAAAUGUUAGGAAAUUGCCUUUAAAUUUAUUUGUAACAAUUCAUCAUACAUUUUUCAAACAAUUCAUAUCGUAAUGUUGCAUUGAAAUUACUUUGACUAAAAGUUUUUGUCGUUGAAAGGAAAUACAUAAUAUAUAAAAUAGUUAAAUGGUAAAUGAUUGUGUUUAUUAACAAUUAAGAAUAUACAUAUGUUGUCUUCAAUGUAGCUGUAUUUGAUCGUCUAAAAAUUGCAAUAUACAAUACAAAUGUAUUUAUAAUAAAAUAUACAUACAUAUGUACAUCAUAACUAAACAUAUUUAAUUUGUUACUAAUUAAUUUAGAAGAAGAUGAAAACGUUUUGUUUUUUUUUUUAAUAUAUUAUUUAACUUUAUUUCUUACUUAAUGGGCUCCAGUGUUAUUUUCUCGCCUACUUUUACGUCGUGCUCUUUGAAAAUUGCUGGUGUUUUGUAUGCAUCAUCUUCUUGUUUCUGAAUAACAAAAAGUUAAAAUUUAAUUAAGGCUUCUCCAAUUUUUUUUAUAAAGUACCUUCAUUGCUUCGUGUACUACAUUUUCACGCUCUAGUCGCCAUUUAUAUUGCCAGUAGCGGAUCUCUUCCAUGGAAGUACCCGAUGCAUAGAGAAGCGCUAACGAUGCCGCACCGGCUACAGUUCCCAGCACACCGCCAAUAAUGCCACCCGCCGCCAUGCCUCGCAGGCCCAAAU